This is a messenger RNA of Vittaforma corneae ATCC 50505, 369 nucleotides long. RefSeq lists its product as uncharacterized. Lineage: Eukaryota; Fungi; Microsporidia; Nosematidae. Gene Ontology annotation, biological process: SRP-dependent cotranslational protein targeting to membrane, signal sequence recognition; SRP-dependent cotranslational protein targeting to membrane. Gene Ontology annotation, molecular function: 7S RNA binding. Gene Ontology annotation, cellular component: signal recognition particle, endoplasmic reticulum targeting. The transcript has a single exon. The record is from RefSeq and is a predicted model, not a curated record. Bases 1 to 369 code for a protein of 122 amino acids.
AUGCUAGACAGCACAGAAAAAUGCUUUAUCAUUUAUCCUAUCUAUAUUAAUUCAAGUGUGUCACUUGGCAGAGGAAGAAAGUAUUCACUCAAAAACUCUGUUUCCAAGCCUACUUUUAAGGAAAUUAAACAUGCGCUUGAUUCUCUGGGAGUCAAGUAUGAAGAAGAACCGGAAAAGAUGCAUCCAAAAGAGGGCAAAGAGAAAGGAAGGUUCAGAAUAGAUAAAGCCCACACGAGAAAGUAUAUUGUAGACAAUCUUGCGCCAAAAAUUAGCGAGUUAAGAGCACAGGCUGAUGCAAGAACUAAAAGUGGAAGUAAUCUGCUGAACUUAGUUCCAAAAUCAAGAAAAAAAUCGAAGAAGGCAAGCUAG